Dinoponera quadriceps is the source of this 2039-nucleotide messenger RNA. RefSeq lists its product as uncharacterized. The record is from RefSeq and is a predicted model, not a curated record. The coding region runs from base 321 to 1133 and encodes 270 amino acids. The transcript has 3 exons. NCBI's taxonomy places the organism in Eukaryota, Metazoa, Arthropoda, Insecta, Hymenoptera, Formicidae.
CCUAGCUAUUUAAUUUCAUACGCUUCUGCUGUCGACUUAUUCUCAGGUUUCGGUCGUACCAAAUGUUUCAUAGAACAUCGGAUAUCUAUCCUCCUUUUUCUUUCCCGUUUCAUUCUCCUGUAGGCUUGCUAAAUAUAAAAAAACAGCUGAUACGACUCAUUAGCUGAUGACGUUCUGCAGUGCUGUUGUUGUUUAUGUUACAGUACGUUUAUUUGAAUGUUUUAUUGAAAUUUGUAAUGACGAAUUGGACGACGGAAAUACGUUCCUGAACAAAGUUAGUGAGGAACAAAGUAGGCCUAGCAUUUCAAAUAUUAUUCAGUAUGAACAUCGAUCCUGUAUUUGAUUCCGGUUCGGAAGGAGAAUUUGAAGAUAACGUUGAUGCAGACCCAGAUUUUGAGGUUACUGGUAUUGACUAUAGAAGUGAAUCGUGUAGUGAUGUUGAUAUUGACAUUUAUGAAAACCCUCAGCCUUCAACAAGUUCCAAAUUAGACUACAGUAGUGAGUAUCUAGGAUUUAAGCCUAGGCCUAAUAAGAAAAGAAAAACAUUAAACCGAACUGUUGAUUUAGACCUAAGUUUAGAUGAAGUUGACCUUAGGGCUCAAGCUAGUAAUCCUAGGCCUCCAGAUGUUAGGCCUAGUGAUUUUGAAGAUGAUCAGCCUCCCACACCAAUUGAAAUUGAACAAAAUAAAGACAAGGAUAGUGGUGAUAGGCCAAACAAAAGGAAAAGUAAGAAACAAGCAUCCACAGAUGAAGAACUAGAGUGGACUUCAGUAGAUAAACCUCCACUACUCCCAGUUUUUGAUGAGCUAAGUGGCAUCACUGCUGCCGUUGAUGAGUCAUCUACUCCAUUUCAGAUUUUUUCAUUAUUCUUUCCUGAAUCUAUGAUAAAGUUGUUCAAAUCAGAAACAAAUAAAUAUGCUAAAUCCAUAACAGAUAAAUUGAAAGGAACGAACAAGCUGAAGAAAAAUAGUUUAUGGGGGAAAUGGGUGACAGUAAAGUUACAUGAAAUUUAUCAAUUCUUUUCAAUAAUUUUUCACAUGUGCGUUGUAAAGAAACCUAAAUUGAGAGACUAUUGGUCAACUGACAGUUUUAUGAAAACUUCUUAUGCUGCCUCUGUAAUGCCAAGGGACUGAUUUUUUGCUAUUUUAGCAAACUUUCACAUAAAUGAUAAUUCAACCUACAUCCCAUACAAUGUUCCCGGCCAUGACCCCAUGCACAAAAUAAGUCCAUAUAUUGAACAUCUGCUUGCUAAUUUCCCUAAGUAUUUCUCUCCAUACGAAAACUUAACUGUUGAUGAAGAAAACUUGUGGUUUUAGAGGUAAGAUCAGAUUUAGAGUGUAUAACAAAUGUAAACCAGAUGGUAUGAAGUUGUAUAUUGUUUGCGACUCUUCAACCGGUUAUGUUUUGAACUUUGAAGUUUAUACUGGCUAGUCUGAUGACAAUACUGUUGUCAGUCUUUAUUCAAGACUUCUUUCCAAGUAUUUGAACAAAGGUCACACCGUCUACAAUGACAGAUUCUACACAUCACCGAUUCUCUUUGAUUUUUUAUGGGAUAAAAAAACUAAAGCGGUCGGUACACGUAUGGCCAAAAGGAAACAACUGCCAAAAACUGUCACAAAAAGAAACUCAAGACUGAUGAAACUGUUUUUAAGAGGCGAAAUCAUCUCUUUUGUAUGAAGUGGAGAGACAAAAGAGAUAUCCUGGCUUUGUCUUCCAUCCAUAAGAUGACUUCAUCAGAUGUCGUGGUUUGUGGAAAACAAGGAAGAGGCUCCAACUACUGCAAAAUCAAACAGACUCACUGGCCGUCACUUUCCGGACAAAAUUCCAGCCACCGAGAAAAAAGCGCAGCCGACAAGAUUGUGCAAGGUGUGCUCAGCUAAAUCAAAAGUUGAAGCUGGAAAAACCGGAAGAAAAGAAACUUCUUGGUGGUGUCCUGAUUGUUCAACACCUUUAUGCGUGCCUCACUGUUUCAAGCUCUUCCACACCAAAGGCAACUAUGCAUAGACUCAAAAGACUGUCAUGUUUUCUUCUAAUCUUCC